Neltuma alba is the source of this 1947-nucleotide messenger RNA. Its product is annotated as vicilin-like seed storage protein At2g18540. NCBI's taxonomy places the organism in Eukaryota, Viridiplantae, Streptophyta, Magnoliopsida, Fabales, Fabaceae. The record is from RefSeq and is a predicted model, not a curated record.
AUGAAGCAUCGGGCUUUGCUGGCUUCGCCAUUUUCAUUUCUCUGGUUCUUCUUGUUACUCGUCCUUUCCUUGUAUGGGAAGGCUUCGAGAUCUGAGAAUGUCACGAAGGAAGAAGAGGGUCCAGUGAUGAGGAAAUCUCAGUGGAGAAGAUUAACGAGCACUGAAUACGGAGAGGUGUCUGCCAUUGACGUCAAAGAUGGACAAAGAUCGCCCUUUCAUCUUCAGUUCUUUACGCUCGAACCCAACUCUCUCUUCCUCCCUGUUCUUCUCCAUGCGGACAUGCUCUUCUAUGUUCGCACAGGGAGUGGAAAGCUUACUUGGGCAUAUGAUGGUGAUACCGAAACCAUAAAUCUACGUCAAGGUGACAUCUGCAUGAUUGGAACAGGUUUUGUUUUCUAUUUACAGAGCAGCUCGGAGUCAGAAAGACAGAAACUUCGGAUUUUCGCAGCUUUCCCCAACUCGGUUGAUAACCAUUACGACCCAGCGAUCGGUGCCUAUUCGAGAAUCAAUGAACUGGUCGGAGGCUUCAACCAAAAAAUCAUGCAAGCAGCUUUUGGGGUGCCGGAGGAGCUGGCCGCAAUAAUUUCAAACAAAACUGAGACCCCUGCAAUAGUGCAUGCAGUGUCAACUAAGAAAAAGGAAAUGUUAGAAUGGGAGGCUUGGAUUCUAAACAGAGUCUUAGGUGGUGAGAUUGGCACUGGCGUGUCCUCCAACUAUAAUAAACCUCGUACAAUUAACGUUUUUGACAAAGAUCCUGAUUUUAAGAACUGUCAUGGGUGGAGCCUCAUGGUGACCCAAAAAAAUUUGAAAUCAUUGGAGCAGAUCAACAUUGGCCUCCUGAUGGUUAAUUUGACGGCGGGAGCAAUGAUGGGGCCACACUGGAAUCCACUGGCAACGGAGAUAGCAAUGGUAUUGGAAGGGGAAGGCAUGGUUCGUGUGGUAUGUGGGAACAGCAACAUGGACAAGUCGAAAUGCCAAAACAUGAGGUUCAAGGUGAAGAAGGGAGAUGUGUUCAUGGUUCCUAGGUUUCAUCCAAUGGCUCAGAUGUCUUUCAACAAUGACUCUCUGGUUUUUCUGGGCUUUAGCACCACAAUGAAGAAGACAUAUCCUCAAUUUUUAUUGGGAAAGAGGUCGGUACUGCACAUUAUAGAUAAGCGCAUACUGGCUACGUCUUUCAAUGUGAGUGACAGAACGAUUAAGCAGCUUUUGAAAUCGGAGGCGGGAUCCAUCAUAUUGGGGUGUCUAUCAUGCGCAGAGGAAGAGGAAAGGAUCAUGAUAGAAGAAGCCAAAAGGAGGGAAGAGGAGAAGAGGAGAGAAGAGGAGGAAGCAAGGAAACGAGAAGAGGAGAAAAAGAGAGAGGAGGAGGAGGAAAGAGAAGAGGAAGAAGCUAGAAGGAGAGAGGAGGAGGAAGCAAGGAAAAGAGAAGAGGAAGAAGCUAGAAGGAGAGAGGAGGAGGAAGCAAGGAAAAGAGAAGAGGAAGAAGCUAAACGAGAAGAGGAGGAAAGGAAAAGAGAAGAGGAAGAAGCUAGAAGGAGAGAGGAGGAGGAAGCAAGGAAAAGAGAAGAGGAAGAAGCUAAACGAGAAGAGGAGGAAAGGAAAAGAGAAGAGGAAGAAGCUAGAAGGAGAGAGGAGGAGGAAACAAGGAAACGAGAAGAGGAAGAAGCUAGAAGGAGAGAGGAGGAGGAAGCAAGGAAACGAGAAGAGGAGGCAAGGAAAGGGGCAGAGGAAGAAGCCAGAAGGAGAGAAGAGGAGGCAAGGAGAGAGGAAGAAGAAGCCAGAAGGAGAGAGGCAGAGGAAGAAGCCAGAAGGAGAGAGAGGAGGCAAGGAGAGAGGCAGAGGAAGAAGCCAGAAGGAGAGAGGAGGAGGAAGGCCCAGGAAGUGAAGGAGAGGAAGAAAUCAGAAGGAUGCGUCUGUAUUAAUUGCAAUAGAGGAAUUAAGAGGGUUUAA